AUGUCACAGAUGUUGAAAAAUGUUAUGCUGGUGGGGGCUGGGGGGAAUCUCGGAACACACGUGCUUCAGUCCCUUAUUGAGGCAAAAUUUAAUGUCUCUGUAAUGAGUCGAGCAUCCAGCAAAGCUGCCUUUCCGGAGAAUGUACGAGUAUAUAAGACGGACUAUUCGGAGUCAUCACUUAUAAGUGCACUUGAGGGACAUGAUGCGGUAGUGAGCACUAUUGGUGGCAGUGGACUGAAAGAGCAGCAAAAAAUAAUUGAUGCUGCAAUUAUUGCUGGAGUAAAAAGGUUCAUUCCAUCAGAAUAUGGCAUCGACAUCUGUCAUCCGAAAGCUCUGGAGAUUGUUCCUUUCUUCAAUCAAAAAGAGCAAAUCAAUACCUAUUUGAAGAGCAAGGAAUCUCAAGGCAUUACAUGGACUAGUAUAGCUACGGGACCUUUUCUGGACUGGGGUCUUGGCGCUGGACUGUUUGGAUUUGACUUGAAGAAUCGGGCCGCAACUUUCGUUGAUCAAGGGACUCAGCCAUUUAGCACGACAAUUCUUCCGACGAUCGGCAAAGCUAUAGCGUCUGUUCUUAUACACUCCUCUGACACCGCAAACAAAAGAAUCUUCAUUCACUCGUUCAGGACCACCCAACAUCAAUUACUACAGAUAUUAGAGAGGCAGACGGGUACGCCAUGGAAGGUAAACUAUGUACCAGCUGAUGAAAUGAUAUCUAUAGGGAGGCAAAAGAUGUCAAGGGGA
Molecule: messenger RNA, 741 nt
Organism: Trichoderma virens Gv29-8
Lineage: Eukaryota; Fungi; Ascomycota; Sordariomycetes; Hypocreales; Hypocreaceae
Exons: 3
Molecular function (GO): oxidoreductase activity
Source: RefSeq, a predicted model, not a curated record